AUGUUUAGCAAAAACCCCUUUCGUCAUAAAGACGGCGAGUCUAGAAAGAAAAGAGACUAUCGAGAUGAUCAAACAGAGGCACCAAGGGGAGGUUCAAGAGCUUCAUCGAGAUCUCGAGACAACCGCGAACGAUCUGACGUAGCUUCCCAAGAUCCAAAAGUUCCGAACAUGGGUUAUCUUAGAAGGACCCUCAAAGAAUUUGCAUGCAUGCCUGGAUUGGCGGAAGACAUUGGUCCUCUCUUACAUGAAGUGAAAAUAAAACUAGAAAAAUUACACGAGAUCGAUGGGAUUCUAAAGGGGCGAAGCAAGGUUGGAAUUAAUGUUGAAAAAUGCACGGAACAUCUUGUAAAAGCUCGGCAAAUCCAUUGGGAAAUUGAGAACUCUAUCAAGAAUGAAGAUAGAGAACUCAAGAAAGGAGGGCCGGUACAGACAGAAGGGGAUGCAACGGCUUAUGAAAAAGCAUUUAAAGAUGCUAACGGGUGUUCACCUGAGACAUGGGAGAUCAUGAGAAAAAUGGGGGAAAGCGAGGAUGUUUUAGACCCUGUCAUCAUUCGAUAUCGUCAGAUUCUCAAAUCAAAGAAUUGUAGGGAGAAUGAGGUCAAGGAGAAAGUAGUAAAGGAACUUAUUUCAAAGUCUAUGGAACUCAAAGCAACACAUGAGAGAGCACAAUCUAUUCUUGAGAUAGAUAAUCCUCAAAGGCAGAGCAGGGAGCCGAGGAGUGAUACGCGGGUUCCUCGACCAAAUAAUACCAGGAACUAUACGGGGCGUGAUCGUUAA
Botrytis sinoallii is the source of this 777-nucleotide messenger RNA. RefSeq lists its product as uncharacterized. The record is from RefSeq and is a predicted model, not a curated record. Lineage: Eukaryota; Fungi; Ascomycota; Leotiomycetes; Helotiales; Sclerotiniaceae. The transcript has a single exon. The coding region runs from base 1 to 777 and encodes 258 amino acids.